AUGAAAAUCCCCAUCCUCCAGAAACGCCCACGGCCUCGAGCUAGGAGGCUGGAGAAACACACAAGGCGCGCGUGCGCUGCACAGCAUUUUCCACACCAUAUUCUUACAAACGGUUGCCCCCUUCCCUUUCGUCCUUGCUUGAUGCUAGCAAUUGGACGGGGAUUGGGGUUGGGUAGUUUCUACAGCCGAAAGUGGGAAGAUUUAGGCGGGGAUUGGCAGGGACACCAGGGUUACAGGGACUUUUCUUUCAAGGUAAGAAGUCUCGUCCUCCUGAUCCUCUCUGCCUCUCUCUUUGCAGGCCGGGGCUUGACGCCAUCACCAUAUUCACAGUGUCGGUCUCCAAUACCCACUCCCCUUUUGCUGCUGGCGCCGCUGCAGAGGGCGGAUAUUGUUUCCUUUUCUCCUCACCCUCUCUACUUUCCCACUGCCGCUGCUACCUCACUGUCACACGCAUAUCGGAUACAUAGAAGGAAUACGGGGGCCCUAGCAGAGUAG
This is a messenger RNA of Colletotrichum costaricense, 495 nucleotides long. RefSeq lists its product as uncharacterized. The transcript has a single exon. The record is from RefSeq and is a predicted model, not a curated record. The coding region runs from base 1 to 495 and encodes 164 amino acids. NCBI's taxonomy places the organism in Eukaryota, Fungi, Ascomycota, Sordariomycetes, Glomerellales, Glomerellaceae.